Messenger RNA from Bufo bufo (common toad), 1872 nucleotides. It is a transcript of the gene EFCAB12, whose product is annotated as EF-hand calcium binding domain 12. The coding region runs from base 149 to 1843 and encodes 564 amino acids. The record is from RefSeq and is a predicted model, not a curated record. The transcript is spliced from 9 exons. Lineage: Eukaryota; Metazoa; Chordata; Amphibia; Anura; Bufonidae.
GGAGGCCUAGACUGCACAGACUUGAGAUAUUGGGGGCCACCUCAGAUCCAGGAGCUGCAGCGAUCAGACCCCCAUAUCAGCUUCUGACGUCUUGGAGGCGUCACCCAUGGGACCCCGUUUAUUAAAAAGUCCCACAUAGAACUUAACCAUGGCCAAAGAAGUUUCCUUCCAAGACCUGACAACCGACAACGGGCCCACGAGGUGGAAGGAGCGGGACCUGUCCCAGACCUGGUUCUUCAAGGUAGCCUGCAGGACAUUCGGCCCCCCAAAGUCCAGGACACGCCGGAUCAUUGCUCCCCCCAUGGAAAAACUAGAGUCGGGGGCAGAGGAACUGAGCGGAGAGACGUCUGCCGCCUCCAGGAACGUCUUCAAGUCACAAGACGAUCGGACGAGACGGACAGAAGAGCCGAGUCACGCCGGGAGAAGCAUCGCAGAUUGGAUAUCGGAGAGGAAGAAGUUGAGGAACCAAUUGGACAACAUGGGGGAUGUGGAAAGAUGGCUGCGAGGAAAACCGGAGCUGACGGAUCUAGAGAGACGUGUACGGGACAAGAUGGCGGAGGGGACACAGGCGGGGGGCCCGAUGUCCCCAGGAAAUACUCAAGACAUGGAUGAAGAACGCAGCGUGUCAAAGAGCGCACAGCGCCGAGUGAUCACCCCCAUCAUCCAGCAACCCAGUCCUGAAGCCCUUGCCAUACUGGACUACUACCUGAACCAGCGACGACUGCGCCUCGUAGACCUUUAUAACCAGACAGACAAAAGCAAGAAGAAGGAAAUCUCCAGCCAGGACCUGAAGUCUGUGAGGAAAGAGGCUAAGAUACCUAUCAGUGACAUGCAGUUUGAUGAUUUGGUCGUCUCACUUGGCAGCAAAAAUCCAAAUCGCAUUAACUACAAAGAGCUUUCAGUGGGACGACAUUUAUGGUGGAAGAAGACAAGAGACGAGCGGAAGAAUGGUGCGUCAGUCGACUCAGCUGCUGUAAGAUGCCUCCUGCCGCCCGGUGAUGUCCAUCCUGAGCCGUCUCCUUCUGAAACUCUCGAUAGCUUGAUGGAUUCCAAAUGGAGAUCUCGUCAAGUCAACAGCGUACAGAGUGACAGUAGCAAAUCGCGGUUCUUACAGGUGCCCCCCGUCAGUCUGGACGAGAUGAGACCCCUCAGCUACGAGGACAUGGAGGAGAUUGGAAAGAAUUACAGGGAAAGAAGGCGAAGAGCACAGAGUAACACCCGUCUGUUAGAAUGGCUGGAGCAGUGCCGCCUGGUGCGCACCGGUAAUGCCGCGGUAGAUGCCCAUGCCCUGCCCUCUACGCUGGGAGAGGAGGUAGCGGAGCUGGUGGAGCAGUUCAGAAGACAGGGCCUGCAGCAAUACCACAAGAUCUUAAAACUGUGCCAAACCUAUGGGGUGCCCCUGACUGAGACGCUGCUGGAACGAGCUUUAUUGUAUCCCGGGGACAAGCUGGUCUGUGAGUCAGAAGAACAUCUGCAGCUCCGCCAGCCCGGGACAGCGCUCAGGUCCAAGGAUGACGGGGUGAAUAAUGGAGGGACAUCUUCUCCGGAGGUGACAAGAACCGUGAAGAAGUGGAAGAAUUCUUCAGGAACUUACAGCGGCCCCUAUCCCCCCGAGAAAUAUGUCAAGAGGGUGAAGAGAAAGGUCAGAGGCAAGAAGAGCGAUAGGAGGGAGACAGUGGAGUGCUGGACAACAUUUGAGCAAUUCGAGGAAAUGAGCAGAAACCUGCGACACCGAUUCCCUCACUGCUUUUAUACGGCUGACGAUGACGCGUUUUGGCCGGGGCAGCUGCUGGAGAAGCUUUGUAUCUAUCUGCCCAAAUUAACCGACGCGUCCGAACGCUGAGACCUCCGUGUAACAUGUACUUUGUAAUA